Plasmodium relictum is the source of this 1302-nucleotide messenger RNA. It is a transcript of the gene PUF2, whose product is annotated as mRNA-binding protein PUF2, putative. The coding region runs from base 1 to 1302 and encodes 433 amino acids. Gene Ontology annotation, cellular component: cytoplasm. Gene Ontology annotation, biological process: post-transcriptional regulation of gene expression. Gene Ontology annotation, molecular function: mRNA binding. The transcript is spliced from 4 exons. NCBI's taxonomy places the organism in Eukaryota, Apicomplexa, Aconoidasida, Haemosporida, Plasmodiidae. The record is from RefSeq and is a predicted model, not a curated record.
AUGGGAUCAAUGUUUUUUGAGGAAACAAAUUUUAAUAAUUUAAAAUUGGAUAUCCAGACAAAUAUUAAUUUUAAAAAAAAUUUCGGAAAUUUAAAAGAAUUGAGUUCUUACUCAACUAAUUACAGUAUCCCUUCAUCAAACAUUGAUACAUUAUAUUAUUCCAAAACUUUAAGUGAAGUUAAUUCACUUUUUCCGAAUGAAAAUGGGAAUAAUGAUUUAAAAAUGAAUGAAAAGGGAAUUAGUAAUAAUUAUGAUUUAAAAGAUGGGAUAUUACCAGGGUUUAUCUUGAAUAAAAAUGAAAAGGAUGAAGAAAAAAAAAUUGAAGUAGAUCUUAAUAAAGUAAUGAAUGAUAUUUUUUUUUUGUGUUUUCAUAAAAGUGGUUGUGAAUAUAUAAUAAAAAAAUUAAAAGAAAAUGGCAAUGAGCAAAAACAAAUAAUACUAAAAUCACUUUUGAUUGAUGUUCGUUCACUAUGCCCUGAUGUUUAUGGGAGUUAUGUAGCUCAGACAAUAUUUGAUUUGAAAGAUGAAAAGUAUAAAGAACUUUUUACUGAUGAAUUUUUGAGUUAUACUAGCUUUCUUACUUUACACACAUAUGGUUGUAGGCUUAUUCAGAAAUCAUUGGAAUCCUUAUCUGAUGAAUAUAAAUGUAAAAUAUUCAAAGAAUUAGAAGAUGAUUUAAUCACAUAUAUAUGUCAUCAAAAUGGGAAUCAUGUUAUUCAGAAAUGCGUUGAGGUUUUGCCAUCUAAUUAUAUUGAUAUAAUUAUAAAUAUUAUUGAGGAAUAUUUACCAUUUUUAAGUUCUCAUGCAUAUGGAUGCAGAAUUGUUCAAAGAAUUUAUGAGAUUGGAAAUGAAAAUCAAAUUAAUAGACUAAACGAAAAAAUUAUAAAAAAAAUUCAUUUAAUCAAGAAUAGAUAUGGUAAUUAUGUUAUUCAGAAAUGUUUCGAAUACUCAAAUGACACAAUAAGAUUUAUUAUUACUGAUGCAAUUGUUAAUGAUAUCUAUAAGUUAUCUUCUCACAAAUAUGCUUGCAAUAUAAUUGAAAAAAUAUUAUUGAAAAAAGAGUAUAAAUACAAAAAAAAAAUUAUCAAAAAAAUUAUUAAUGAUAUUUCAGAAGGGAAUGAAAAUAUUAUAAAUAUUUGCAAAGACUGUUAUGGAAACUUUAUGAUGCAGAAGUUACUAACAACUUGUAGAAAAAAAGAAAGAAAUUUAAUUGUAAAAACAAUUAUUGGCAAUUUAGACAAAUUAAAGAAUGAAACUUAUGGUAAAUAUAUUCUAAGAGCUAUCAAUAAUUUAGAUUCUUAA